Hyaloperonospora brassicae is the source of this 1215-nucleotide messenger RNA. The record is from the annotation of a GenBank genome assembly. Lineage: Eukaryota; Oomycota; Peronosporomycetes; Peronosporales; Peronosporaceae.
AUGCUGCAGAACGACUACAGCUACGCGCACUACCAGCCGCCGCACCAGCAGCAGCAGCAGCAGUCGCACCUGCACCACCACCAGCAACAGCCCCCGCACCAGCCGUCGCACCACCACAGCGGCGAGCGCCCCAAGCUCUUUAGCACGUCGGCCCUGGACACCACUAACACCGCCACCACCAGCAACAACAACAACAACAAUAGCAGCAACAACCUCAACGCCAGUGGCGGCGCCUACCACGGCCCCGGCAUGCACGACUUCCACCAGCUCGUGCACUCGAGCAACAUGACGCCGCAGCACCACCACCACCACCUGCAGCAGCAGCAGACGCCCCACCAGAGCGACUUUGACCACGAGCCCAUCAUGAUGAAUCUGCAGCACGCUGGACAGUACUACGCGCCGCCGCCCAUGACGGCGCAGAUGCUGCACGUGUCGACGGACUACAACUCGGGCGGGUCGGUGGGCGGCACGACGCCGUCGCUCUCGGGGUCAAAGCGCUCGCGCGAGGAGCUCAACAUGAAGGAGAAGAAGCGCAUGUUCAAGCUCAAUGACCGCAUCAACCAGCUCAAGUCCGUGCUGGACGAGGCGGGCGUGCAGUCCAAGAAGAACAAGCAGUCGAUCUUGGACAACACGUUCCACUACGUCAGUAUGCUGCGCAGCAACUUGCUCAUUGCCAAGCAGAAGGCCGAGCGCGCGGAGAAGCAGGCGGACAACUUUCGCGCGCAGGUGCAGAGCGGCAAUGGCGCUGGCGGACCGAUGGAGACCGUGUUCAAGCGCUGCUUCGAGCAGUCGUCCACGCCGCGCGUGGUCGUGGACCUGCACAUGCACCUCGUGGCAGUGAACUCGGCCUUUGUGUCGCAGGCCGGUCUCAUGGAAGACAGCCUCAUGGACACGAACACGCUGCGCGCGAGUCUGUGCCUCGACAACGGCAAGUUGGACGCCGUCGUGCAGUCGGUGAGCAACAACAUGAAACCCGUGAGUGCCAUCGUGCAGGCGCAAGGAAUGGGCAACAACAUCUCGACGCUCACGCUCAUUGCGUCCGCGCUCACGGACGACGACAACGUCGUGACGGCGAUCGAGUUCAGUCUCGUGCCUUUCGACAUCUCGUCCGACUUUUCGGACCCGAGCGCAGCAGGCGGUUAUGCGAACGACACCAAGCACCACGACCUGCACAAGGAGACGAGCCCCUUGGGCGUCAGCGACCUGACUGUGUAG